AUGGAGAAACCACCUGGUUUUGUGGAUUCUAAAUAUCCGAACUAUGUUUGUAAGUUAUUCAAGGCCCUCUAUGGUCUUAAACAGGCUCCGCGUGCUUGGUUCCAAUGUUUAAGCACGUUUCUUAUCUCUUAUGGUUUCUCUUGCAGUCGUGCGGACACAUCUCUCUUUGUUUUCCGCAAAGAGUCUCACAUUAUGUAUUUGCUCGUCUAUGUUGACGAUCUUAUACUUACGGGAAAUAAUGACACUGCCAUCACUACCUUUAUUUCUCGUCUUCAUCAUGAGUUUGCCAUCAAAGACCUUGGGGAUCUUAAUUACUUUCUGGGUCUCGAAGUUCUCUAUACUCACACUGGUCUUUUUCUAACUCAAGCAAAGUAUGCGGCUGAUAUUCUUCUUCGAGCACAGUUACUUGAAGCUAAACCAGUCAGCACUCCCCUUGCUCUGCAUGAGUCGUUUUCAGCAAAUGGUGUUCCUUAUUCGGAUCCUACUCUUUAUCGUUCCUUGCUUGGUGCUUUGCAGUAUUUGACUAUUACUAGGCCAGAUAUAUCUUAUGCUGUAAAUCAGCUCUCACAGUUUCUUCAACAUCCGACUAUUGAUCACUUUCGGGCAGUCAAACGUCUUUUACGAUAUGUCAAAGGUACUAUAUCCUUUGGCUUGACCUACAAUCGUCCUCAUUCGCCCUCUAUCAUUGGGUACUUUGAUGCUGAUUGGGUUCGUUGUCUUGAUACACGUCGCUCCACAUAUGGCUACUCUAUUUUUCUUGGUGGAAAUCUAGUCUCUUGGAGUGCUAAGAAGCAGCCUACUGUAUCCCGAUCCAGUUGUGAGUCUGAGUAUCGGGCAAUGGCAAACGCUGCUGCUGAAUUGGUUUGGAUUACGCAUCUUUUAAGGGAACUCCAUGCGCUGACACCUGAUCGUCCUACAUUGCUAUGUGAUAAUAAGAGUGCUUUAUUCAUGACUCAAAAUCUAGUGUCCCAUAAGCGUGCUAAACACAUUGAUUUGGAUUAUCACUUUAUUCGUGAAUUGGUCAAUUCUGGUAAACUAUAUACCAAAUUUGUUCCAACCAAUCUACAGGUGGCUGAUAUUUUUACCAAGAGUCUUCCGCGCGCUCAGUUUGAAGUUUUUCGUGACAAGUUACGGCUUGGACCGCCACCAUUUCAAUUGAAGGGGAUACAGUUUUACCUUCUUACAUUUGGUCGGUCACUCUUUGAUAUAAAAAAAGGUGGAGUAAUGAAUGAACCAUAA
Molecule: messenger RNA, 1239 nt
Organism: Helianthus annuus (common sunflower)
Lineage: Eukaryota; Viridiplantae; Streptophyta; Magnoliopsida; Asterales; Asteraceae
Exons: 2
Coding region: 1-1239 (412 amino acids)
Source: RefSeq, a predicted model, not a curated record